This is a messenger RNA of Cajanus cajan (pigeon pea), 2092 nucleotides long. RefSeq names its product phosphatidylinositol/phosphatidylcholine transfer protein SFH10. NCBI's taxonomy places the organism in Eukaryota, Viridiplantae, Streptophyta, Magnoliopsida, Fabales, Fabaceae. The record is from RefSeq and is a predicted model, not a curated record.
GGUAAUCAUCUCCCUUCUCCAUCUUAUUCCUUCACAAAAAUCUCUUUGCACGCAAUUCAACCGACGCGAAUCUCAUCACUUCAUUGGCAGGGCAUCUGGGACUGGGAGGGGCUUUGUGUUCCUUCCCUGUAUGAUAUGAGUGCUUGAUUCGCCUUUCAUCUCUUUCAACUUCUCUAAGGUCAAUCAACUCAAACGACACCAUGUCUGGACCUAUGUCUCCCAAAACAGGUUAACUUAUUAAAUUGUUCUUUCAAGCAGAAAGCCUCAAACAUGCUGAGGAAUUCUUUGAAAAGGGGUAGACGAAGCAGCAAAGUCAUGUCAGUUGAAAUCGAGGACGUCCACGAUGCUGAGGAGUUGAAAAUAGUUGACGAGUUCCGUCAAGCUCUUAUUUUGGAUGAACUACUCCCUGCAAAACACGAUGAUUAUCACAUGAUGCUUAGAUUCCUAAAGGCUAGGAAAUUUGAUAUUGACAAAACAAAGCAAAUGUGGUCUGAAAUGCUCAAAUGGAGGAAGGAAUUUGGUGCUGACACUGUUACAGAGGACUUCGAAUUCAAAGAAAUCGAUGAUGUUUUGAAAUACUAUCCCCAAGGACAUCAUGGAGUGGACAAAGAAGGAAGACCUGUGUACAUAGAGAGAUUAGGCCAAGUCGAUGCCGGGAAGCUGAUGCAAGUCACAACCAUGGAUCGCUAUGUCAAAUAUCAUGUAAAGGAGUUUGAGAGGACAUUCGAUGUAAAGUUUGCAGCUUGUUCAAUUGCUGCAAAGAAGCACAUCGAUCAAAGUACAACUAUCCUGGAUGUGGAAGGAGUGGGGCUUAAGAGCUUCAACAAGCAUGCUAGGGAACUAGUUACUCGCCUUCAGAAGAUCGACGGUGACAACUAUCCCGAGACCUUGAAUCGCAUGUUCAUCAUCAAUGCAGGUUCUGGAUUCAGAAUACUGUGGAACACCGUAAAAUCAUUCCUUGAUCCUAAGACCACAGCAAAAAUCAAUGUUCUUGGCAACAAGUAUGAUAGCAAAUUGCUAGAGAUAAUUGAUGCAAGUGAGUUGCCUGAAUUUUUGGGAGGUACUUGUACUUGUGCUGAUAAAGGAGGCUGUAUGCGCUCAGAUAAGGGCCCAUGGAACGAUCCAGAAAUAAUGAAGAUGGUUCAGCAUGGUGCUCACAAAUGUUCAAGUAAAACUGAAUCUGUUGAUGAGGAUGAGAAAAAACAUUCUGAGGAAAACCAUACUCCCAAGUUGGAGGAAAAUCCCACCCCCGAGGUUUCUCCAGUUGCCCAAGAGGUCCCUGCUACUGAAGCUUUGAAGCCCGAGGAGCCUGCCACUCAACCUUCCAAGCCUGAGGAGCUUGCUACUAAACCUUCCAAGAAAGAGGACCUAACCCCAAAGCCUCAUAAAAUUGCUUCUAAAAAAGGUGACAAGGUUGAGUCACUUGCAGCAUCAGCAGCGGAGUUUGCUGCUGUCAUGAAACGCAUGGCUGAGUUGGAGCAGAAAUUGCUCAACAUUAAUAAUCAGCCUACUUCCAUGCCAGCUGACAAGGAGCAAAUGCUCAAAGCAACUAUUACUCGAGCAGAUGACUUGGAGAAACAACUUUUGGCCACCAAGAAGGCUCUGGAGGAUUCACUUGUAAAGCAAGAAGAGCUUUCGGCUUACGUGGAGAAAAAGAAACAGAAGAAGAAAAAGAGAUUCUACUUCUUCUGAGAGUAAAAUUCAAGGAUGUCCUGAGAAGAAAAGUCGUUCAGGGUUCAACGGGGAAUUAGCUUUACUUUCUGCCUUGAGGAGACUUCCCAAAUGCCCUCUUACAUAAAAUGUUCCAACAUGCGAACUAGUAAAUUUUCAAAACGACAAGAAGAAAUAUGCUCAAUAUAUGAAUAAUGCUAAUCAGAAUUUUGGCCUCUUUUAGGAUAGGACUUGCUCUCUAGUUUCUCUGUAUAUAUUACAUAAUAUAUAGUGCUAUGCGCGAUAUGCAAAGCCAACCGUAUUAUUUCCGUACAGAAUCAAGCAAUAUCUAAUACGAAAUUAGAGGGCUUGUUUGAUAUAUACAUAUAUAUGAAAAGGUAACUAACAAAAACAUAUUCCUUUUCCGGUUUAAGUAACAAAA